Messenger RNA from Phytophthora sojae, 546 nucleotides. RefSeq lists its product as hypothetical. The record is from RefSeq and is a predicted model, not a curated record. The annotation marks the transcript as partial. Lineage: Eukaryota; Oomycota; Peronosporomycetes; Peronosporales; Peronosporaceae. The transcript is spliced from 2 exons.
CCCAAAUUUGAUGACACAUUUGAAGUGUACCAGAUAAUAUUGAAGUUGUAUCUGGAGCAACGAAAUUCAUAUGAAGUAGUGACUGGAGCCGAGAUUCGUGAUCCAAUGAACCCUGUGCUGCAGCGCCAUUUCAAUGAUCGAAAUCGGCUGGCUAUGGAGGCAAUCAUCCGAGGUGUCAUGGGUGCUGACGCGCAAAACAUGUGCAUUUUCGGAACAGCAAAGGAGAUGUGGGAUACACUGAUUGCUGAGAAGACUCAAUGUGACUUCUCGUAUUCCGUGCAGCUGAAGCGUGAAAUGUACACGCAUUCGUACACCCCCGGACAGAAGAUGGCAGACUACAUUCAAGAGAUGAACACCGCAGGCCAACAAGGGCCGACUAGCUACGCUGUUGUUGUGUUUGUAGCUAGGGUGCCACAUCUGACGAUUUUGUGCGUGCUACUACACCACAUGACUCUUUUUGACUUCUCCUAUCGGCAAGGUCGUCCGCCGACCUUGCAGCAAGUGAUGAACGCGCUGUUAUCCCGCGACGAGAUGGAGAAGAUGGCC